AACCUAGACAGGGCGGAAGUAGAGUUGGUGUGACCAGCUUACGCAGAGGUACCAACACAACAGUGAAAAUAUUAUUGAUUUGGCGCGAAAAAGAUAGAGCUAUAUAGAGGUUGAGCAAUGUCCAACAACAAUUUUCACGAUUUUCAGGAGAGAAGAUAAAAGGGAGAAAACAGAAAUUUUACAUGUUUCAAGUUCAUUCAAAGUACCUAUACUGGUUGUAAGAACGUAGUAUCUAGCAAAAUCUAGAUUUUCUAUUUGCUGAAAUGAGUCAAGGUGGUCUGUCCGGGGUACAAGCGGAGAAUCAUGUAGAGGUCGGCGAUUAUAAUUACUCGUGGCCGGGCGAAAACGGAACCUUUCAAGACAUGGGAUCGGUGAACUACUCCAUGCCAUUGGGUCCCUGGUUUUGGCCUUGGUGCCCUAUGUGGAGAAUUUCACAGCAUCCUUUAUUUCAGUUAUCAAACAUGUUAUUCGUAGCUUCAUACUGUGCUCCAAGUACUAAGAAAGGACAACUCUGGAUGCAUACUAUCCUUAUUUUUGCCUUCAUGCUGUACUCGAUCUGGUCGUGGCACGUGAUCUGCGCGCCGGACGCGUUCUCGUGGAACUUCGCGUUUGUGUUCCUGAACCUGGGCCAGGUGGUGUACCUGGUGUACGAGAUGAGGCCCGUCAAGUUCGACCCGGAGCUCGAGGAGGUGUAUCAUACGCUGUUUGAGCCGUUUAAGGUGUCAAGGUUGCAAUUCAAAAGGAUGGUGUCGCCCGACUUUGCUCAUGUGAUGUCCUUACACGCAGGCGAGGCCUACGCUAUGCAGAAUUUGACCAAGACUGAUCGCCUUGGAUUACUUCUGUCGGGAAAGGUGAAUGUGCUGAGCGGGCACCAGUUCCUGCAUCCGAUUCUUCCGUGCGAGUUCCUGGACUCACCGGAGUUUGAGUCCAGCCGAGCCACUAUUGAUGAGAAAUUCAAGGUAUCAAUAGUAGCAGCCUCAUCAUGCCGUUACGUGUACUGGCAGCGAGCCUCACUCGAGUACCUCUUCGUCAAAGAACAGUACCUGGCUUGUGUCGUCACCACGCUCAUAGCAAGGGAUAUAACUACUAAGCUGUAUGCGAUGAAUAACAAGAUCGUCACGGAGAGGGGAUCGCAUUUGGAUAUCAGGUUGCCCAGCAUAUCCCACGCGCUGGCCAAGAGUCCCCGCAAGCUGCGGUCGACCGUGCCGCGCGCGCCGCCGCCCACCACCGUGCAGCCCGUGCCUCCUGAAAGGAGACCCACCUGGGUCCGCGGGCUCGACCCGCCCCAGCCCGCUGUAAAGCGCAACGGAGCCCCCGCGCACUACAGCGCCGGCGAAGAGGAACUCAUGCCUCUAGCUGAGCACGAGGCGCCGGCCGCGUCGUCCGACGACUUGUCUGUUGCUGACAGUUGUCCGGAUACGUCAAGCAAGUACCACAGUUGUGAGGCUGUGGAGACUGACGAUGAAUUGAGGCAUUAGUAACGAUGAUGUGUCUGUGGAGAUUGAAGAUGAACCAAUGAAAUAUUACCAGAUUGUUUUUCAGAUAUGUUUCGGUAUUUGCUAUUAUUCUA
Plutella xylostella (diamondback moth) is the source of this 1570-nucleotide messenger RNA. Its product is annotated as popeye domain-containing protein 3. Gene Ontology annotation, cellular component: sarcolemma. Lineage: Eukaryota; Metazoa; Arthropoda; Insecta; Lepidoptera; Plutellidae. Gene Ontology annotation, biological process: skeletal muscle tissue development; regulation of membrane potential; heart development. The record is from RefSeq and is a predicted model, not a curated record. Gene Ontology annotation, molecular function: cAMP binding.